AUGGCAACAUCAAAAAAUACAACUUCUACAAGUUCAACGGAACAACAAGUCAAGAAAACUCCGACAGCUCUUCCACCAGACACCACCAACCUUAACCCCCAAGACCCCAGCGACCGUGUAGAUAGUACUGCGACGACGACCACAGCGACAAAGAGAAAAAGUCAACUACACCAAACUGGGGUUGCUGACCAAGACCAGAACUUUUCUAACACUGUAAUCCCAGGAGCGCGAGCGUCUGCGUCAAUGCAGCAGCAGCUUCCGUCUCCUGGAGGCAAAAAUGAUCUUCAAAAUGAUGUAGUGCGAUUCUCUCAGCAGCAGCAAGACCAGCAAGAACUCACUUACGAACAGCAAACGCGAAAAUCUCAGCAGCAGCAGCAGCAGCAGCAGCAGCAAAACCAACAAAACCAUAACCAACAAAACAGUCCAGCGACGGAGCAUUUCGCCGUUGAUUUCUCCACCACCGCAAGCCAAAUUCUCGCCUCCGCGCAACCCGGUGUGGCAGUAGGGCAUCAUGAUCAUUAUCAGGAACAAGUACUACAACUAUCCACACCAACCUCCACUUCGCAACCCCAAUCCGAAACCCCGCGGACAAAGGAGAAGAAGGAGAAGAAGAAGAAAAAAGAAAAGGAAGAGAAAAACUCGCUCUUCCCCUACGAUUCGCCAGUUUUACCGGAGUCGGGGAGCAAGGGCAACAAAAAAGUCUACGAUGCCGUCGCCGGGAUCUACAGCAGUCAAGACGUCGACAACUCUUCUGCAGCCGGGAUCCAAGCAACCCUGAAAGGGAAAAUUCAGCAUCAGCGGUCGAAUAUCCCGGAGGAAAUCCCCAUCCAGAUCGACGCGGAGGCUUUGGAGAAAAAAUUCACGACAGCGGAUGCUUAUGGCUACAACAAACUGGAUCCCGCGACCUACCACAACCCGAUGAGCAGCAUGAGUUACAAGGAACGGCUAUCGCGAGGAAAAACGUCCUCGCAUCAGAGUCAAGAUGGGGAAUCUGCUAGACAAAUCGGCCAGCUUUGGUUGUUUGGCAUGACAAGUUUGUCCGCGUAGUGUAAUCCUGUUUAGCUACUUAAGAAUCAUAACAGAUCUAGCAUAGCAUGCUGAUUUUAGCAUCACAAACGUCAAAACGCGAAUAGAAAAUGCUUCGCAUAGGUCUCCGCAUGAGGCACAUUUUUACCAUGCAGAUCUGCAUGACAACUAUGGGGUGGGGACGUUUUUCCUUUUGAUAACGGCUAGCGAACGCGCAGAAGGACUCCAUGCGCCAGCUUGCCGGUUUGUUUCAGUCCGAUGAGGUAUCAACUGCAAAAGUGUCUGGGUCUGGAAGGAUGCGAACUUGUGAUGCGUGUCGCGGAUCAUACAAAAAUCUGUGUUGCAUGACUUGCAAGUGGUCCCCAUUUAUUCUGGCCAUUUCUGAGAGGGCUUUUCUCAUGCAGAAUAGGCAUCACCAAGGGCGGGCUGCAGAACCUGUGACGCCAGGCCCUGCAUUCCAGACUUGGCGGAGCUUGGGAAAACUGCAUGACAAGUCUCGGAAUUAUCUUCCAGACCCAGACGUAUUUGUAGUUGAUAUGAGGCGAAGCGGGCGCGGGAGAUUUCCGAGGAGAGAAGGAAAAAUCAGGACGUGGAGGAGAUUAUGCCAUUGCAAAAGUAUCGCACUCGUAUAAAUGCAAGUCUUGCAUUACAAAUCUUGUUCCCAAAGCAAAUCAGCAUGACAAAUUCCAUUUAUCGUGCUGAUCAAAUUUGUAAUGCAAUUUAUACUAGUUGUGCGUUGCUUUUGCCAUGCAUACAGGUGAUUACUUCGAAAAAGACCGAGAAGAAGAAGAAAAAGGACAAAAAGAUCCGGUUAAUGGUAUUGAAAGGAAAGAGUCCCCCUCCCCAUAUUGAAAAGGUAUGUUUUCGAAAAUUUGUGUUGCUGAUUUGAGGUCACAGAUCGCAUUUGUCUUGCAAGAAGACAAGGGCAGAAGCUUCCGCCCCAUUAUGGAAGCGAUUUGUCAUGCUGUUGGGCCUAAGGGGGAGCCAUUUGCCAUGCUGAACAACCAGACCCAGACGCCCCUACCCAGGCUGGGGAUCUGGCCGCAGUGCCGUCCUGCAAAGCAAAGCGCAUUCGUAUACACAAAUCCAGCAUCAGAAAUUUCGUUGUGAUAUGGGGAGGGGGGGUUUUUCCUUUCGAUAAGUGGGUUACGGAACGAACGGGGAACUACUGUCCCCGGAGGAGAAUGAUGUCCGGGCUUUGCGACAACUGGACAAGAUGCUAUCCCCUGCAAAAGUAUCGUGCUCGUAUUGCAAUCCUGCAUUACAAAUCUUGUUUUUCAGGUAAAUCAGCAUUACAAAUUUUAUUUCUCAUGCUGAGGAAAUUUGUAAUGCAUUUAUACGAGUGCGAUACUUUUGCAGUUCAUAAAUGCUGCGCUACGACUAUUCGGAAUUGUAA
This is a messenger RNA of Amoebophrya sp. A120, 2422 nucleotides long. Lineage: Eukaryota; Dinophyceae; Syndiniales; Amoebophryaceae. The record is from the annotation of a GenBank genome assembly.